CACCGCACUGUCAAAAGCAGGAAGUCGAGAAUGUAAAGUAAUGCGGCGUCUCUUUCACUGAUGCCUUUUUCUACUUAUUACAUUUUAUUUAUGUGCUAUACAUUCGCAGGCCUUAGGACGUUUUGGAUGGAUUACCGUAAGGCUGCGGCAUGAUAACCAAAAGGUCUUUGAAGGAAAGAAAAUCCAAACUCAAGUUACACUGAUGCUGAUGAUUAGUCCCAGAAUGGCUUCAGGAAUGCAAGAGAAACAGUACACUCCAUCUCUGCUUAGUUUUUUUAUAUACAACCCCACAUUUGGACCACGGGAAGGAGAAGGAGGAAAAAAGAUUUUAUUUUACCACCCCAGUGAUGUGGAAAAGAAUGAGAAGAUACGAAAUGUUGGCCUAUGUGAAGCUAUUGUUCAGUUCACCAGGACUUUUUGCCCAACAAAACCAGCUAAAUCCUUGCACACACAGAAAAAUAGACAGUUUUUCUUUGAACCUGAAGAAAACUUUUGGAUAGUUAUGGUGGUGCGAAACCCAAUGGUUGAAAAGCCAAACAAAGAUGGUAAACCUCCAACAGUAGAAUACCAGGAAGAAGAAAUUCUUGACACUGUUUAUGGCGCAGUUGUAAAACAGUGCUACAGUAUGUACAAGUUAUUCAAUGGAACAUUUGGAAGAGCAAUGGAAGCUGGAGGAGUUGAGCAGCUGAUUCAGAAACUUGAAAAGUUCUUCUACAGGUAUCUGCAGACUCUCCACUUGCAGUCCUGCGAUCUGUUGGAUGUGUUUGGAGGAAUCAGCUUCUUCCCACUGGACAAGAUGACAUACUUGAAGAUCCAGUCCUUUGUGAACAGAGUGGAGGAGAGCCUCAGUCUCAUCAAAUACACGGCCUUUCUUUACAAUGACCAACUCAUUUGGAGUGGACUGGAACAAGAUGAUAUGAGGAUUUUGUACAAGUACCUCACCACCUCUUUAUUCCCCAGACAUUCUGAACCUGAGCUGGCUGGGAGAGAUUCUCCUCUAAGGCCAGAAGUCACAGGGAAUUUGUUGCAUUAUGGGAGAUUUUUGACAGGACCCACCAAUUUCAAAGACCCAGAGGCCAAGUUUCGAUUUCCAAGGAUAUUUGUCAGUGCUGAUGAUGGUUACGAAGAGUUACACCUAAUUGUUUAUAAGGCUAUGAGUGCAGCUGCCUGUUUUAUGAUAAGUGCUUCCGUGGAGCUAACACGUGAGUUCUGUGAGCAACUAGACAGCCUAGUGGGACCGCAGCUCACUUUACUGGCAUCAGAUAUUUGUGAGCAGUUCACAAUUAACCGCAGGAUUUCAGGGACAGAAAAAGAACCCCAGUUUAAGUUUAUCUACUUCAAUCACAUGAACCUGGCAGAGAAAAGCACUAUCCACAUGAGAAAGACGGCCAGCGUCUGCCUCACCUCUGUGCACCCAGACCUCAUGAAGAUCCUCGGAGAUAUCAACUGUGACUUUGCAAGAGUGGAUGAAGAUGAAGAAAUCAUUGUAAAAGCUAUGACAGACUACUGGGUAGUGGGCAAGAAGUCAGACCAGAGAGAGCUUUAUGUGAUCCUGAACCAGAAGAAUGCUAAUUUAAUAGAAGUAAAUGAGGAGGUGAAGAGACUUUGUGCGACACAGUUUAACAACAUUUUCUUCUUGGACUGAAAGAGUGGAUAGGGACACAACAUCUGUGGAAUGCAAUAAUUGCAUUGGAAAUACAGAAAUUAAAAUUUUCCUUCAGCUUUUAUUUAAUAUAAAAUUGUAAUAUUGCCUUGUAAUUAAGUGUACAAAUGCAGAUUUUUACUGUACAUGUUUCCUUUAUAUUGCUUUGUACAUACAGGAAGGAAUUUGUUAAUUGCUAACUUUGAUUGCUGUUGUAGUUUUUGUUUUGUUUAAUUUUCUUUUUUUUAAAUAAAAUCAUCAACAUUAAAAAAAAAUAAAAAAGUAUUUUAAACUGACACCGUAGUUCAAUUUUAGGAACAUUGGGAUGUAUGCUGUGGUUACUGUCAAACAACUGCACCAAUAAUAAAUUGAUUUAUAUAUGGUA
Boleophthalmus pectinirostris (great blue-spotted mudskipper) is the source of this 2027-nucleotide messenger RNA. It is a transcript of the gene ccz1, whose product is annotated as CCZ1 homolog, vacuolar protein trafficking and biogenesis associated. Gene Ontology annotation, cellular component: Mon1-Ccz1 complex; intracellular membrane-bounded organelle. Gene Ontology annotation, biological process: vesicle-mediated transport. NCBI's taxonomy places the organism in Eukaryota, Metazoa, Chordata, Actinopteri, Gobiiformes, Gobiidae. The transcript is spliced from 17 exons. The record is from RefSeq and is a predicted model, not a curated record. The coding region runs from base 203 to 1645 and encodes 480 amino acids.